Molecule: messenger RNA, 986 nt
Organism: Clarias gariepinus (North African catfish)
Lineage: Eukaryota; Metazoa; Chordata; Actinopteri; Siluriformes; Clariidae
Product: aquaporin-4
Exons: 6
Coding region: 103-936 (277 amino acids)
Biological process (GO): transmembrane transport
Cellular component (GO): plasma membrane
Molecular function (GO): water channel activity
Source: RefSeq, a predicted model, not a curated record
CUAUUAAAAAGACUAAGGGAUGAGCCAUUUUGUUUGCCUAAAUGCAUUUCAUUUCCAUCGUCACACACAUAUUGAGACAGGUAAACAAACUCUGGAUUCAACAUGACCCUACAGGAGGAGGUGAGAAACCCUAAGUUUUGGCGGGGCAUACUGGCUGAGAUGAUAGGCUCUCUGGUUUUUGUAUCAGUUGUAUUGGGCUCUUCACUAUCAGGGCUUGAGGGUGUCUCUUCCGGACCUUUGUACCCAGCGCUGGCAGCAGGUAUGGCUGCGGUCUGCCUAGGACAUUGUUUUAAAAAGAUCAGUGGCGCUCAGGUGAACCCUGCUGUAACUUUGGCUUUAUUAGCUACACGGAAACUGGAUGCUUUAAGGGCGAUGAUCUAUGUGUUUGCCCAGUGUUUAGGAGCGACUGUAGGAGCUGGGAUUCUCUACUUGGUCUUACCAUUAAAAUCUGCAGCUGAUAUUUAUGUCAACAAGGUACCAAUGGAGGGAAAUGCAGGCCAGGCUUUGGGGAUGGAGGUACUCAUUACCUUCCAAUUGGUCUUUACCAUCUUCUCAGUAGAGGAUCAGCGCAAGAGAGAGGAAUGUGAACCUGGCAACUUGGCCAUUGGCUGCUCCAUUAGUGCAGGGAUUUUUACUGCAGGCAAAAUCUCUGGAGGCAGCAUGAACCCUGCUAGGUCUCUUGGACCUGCAAUUAUAGUUGGAUACUGGGAGCACCAUUGGGUGUAUUGGAUUGGGCCAGUGUUUGGUGCUGUGUUAGCUGGCAUGGCUCAUGAAUUCUUUUUUGCUCCAAGUGCCUCAAGGCAGAAGCUGGUAUCGUGUAUCACCUGCAAAGACAUUGAAAUGUUAGACACAGCUAGCAUGUCCCAUUCAUCUCUGUCAACCAUCACACACACAGCUGUGAGAGCCAAGCAGAGUGGCAAACUUGACCACAGCUGAAUUUUUUUUUUUACUAUAUGAUAACCUGCUUCCUUAGAUUUAUAAUGUAA